UGCCCAUAUGUUUGGCGGGGGAUAGCUUCAGAGGAAGAGAAGCAGCCUAGAGAAGCAUGGGGUUUGUUUUCCACUGAGCGACUGCGGGAGUGAGGCGACUUUUACGGAGAAACAAACAGACCAGGACUGUACCCUUUUGCUCCAGCCUUUCGUUAUAAAUACAGCCGUGCGAGUGAAAACUGAAUCGCAGUUUUUAUUUUUAUUUUUUAUUUUGCCCUCUGCUUGAUCGGAUUUCUCGCUGUCGUUUGCGGUUUAGGCCGGCUUUUCUCGGCGAUCUGCGGGGCUGUUUCUGUGUCGUUGUUUUUUUAACGGGGGGUCAGGCGCGGCACUUUUCCUUAAGACGAUGGUUUUGCUGAAAAACGUCUCCCCUCCCAGUGAAGGCGUCAGGCACCAGCAGGCUGAAACGACGGCAGUGCUGGAUGGCAAGGGGCUGGGCUCUGGCACCCUCUACGUUGCAGAAAACCGCCUGUCGUGGUUUGACGUGUCGGGAAAGGGCUUCUCUCUGGAAUACCCCUCCAUCAGCCUCCACGCCAUCUCCCGCGAUCUCAGCGCCUAUCCCCAGGAGCAUCUGUACGUCAUGGUCAACGCCAAGCUGAGCGAUGAAGAGGUGACAGAAUCUCAGAUGGAGGAGAAAGCAGCUGAAGGAGAGGAUGAGGACGAUGAGAGCGAUGACGACUCAGACCCCAUCACAGAAAUCCGAUUUGUUCCCAGUGAUAAGAUGGCGUUGGAGCCCAUGUUCUCUGCCAUGUGUGAGUGCCAGGCACUGCACCCUGACCCUGAGGACUCUGACUCCGAUGAUGAAUUUGAAGGAGAGGAAUACGAUGUGGAGGAAGCUGAACAAGGCCAAGGGGACCUGCCUACUUUCUACACGUACGAUGAGGGCCUGUCUCACCUGACGGCGGAGGGCCAGGCCACCCUGGAGCGGCUGGAGGGCAUGCUGGCGGAGUCCGUGGCGCAGCAGUACCACAUGGCCGGGGUGAGGACCGAGGAGACCGCCGGCGAUUUCGAAGAUGGGAUGGAGGUGGAUACCAGCUCAGCGGUCGCUGGGCAGUUCGAGGAUGCAGAUGUGGAUCACUGAUGUGAAUAUUGCCAGCAGUUAAGACCCACUCUUGGACAGGACGCAAUGGAAGGUGGAUUAUUCUAGAGAUUGCAGAAGCCUGCAGCAAACAUUCACCAACUAACUGUUUUGUCUGGUAAUGUAAAAACAGGACUUUUUUUUGUUGUGUUGUACUUUAACAUAUUUACUUUUUUUAAAUGAAGACCCACGGCCCGCACUCUCCUGUCCCUUGCUCUGACAGGGUUUUUGUCUUUGUAUUACAUCUGCUCAAUAAAAACUAAUUUUUGUAUGUACAUCA
Molecule: messenger RNA, 1355 nt
Organism: Lepisosteus oculatus (spotted gar)
Lineage: Eukaryota; Metazoa; Chordata; Actinopteri; Semionotiformes; Lepisosteidae
Gene: clns1a
Product: chloride channel, nucleotide-sensitive, 1A
Biological process (GO): chloride transport; cell volume homeostasis; spliceosomal snRNP assembly
Cellular component (GO): plasma membrane; pICln-Sm protein complex; spliceosomal complex
Source: RefSeq, a predicted model, not a curated record